Messenger RNA from Melitaea cinxia (Glanville fritillary), 540 nucleotides. RefSeq lists its product as uncharacterized. Lineage: Eukaryota; Metazoa; Arthropoda; Insecta; Lepidoptera; Nymphalidae. The record is from RefSeq and is a predicted model, not a curated record. The transcript has 4 exons. Bases 1 to 540 code for a protein of 179 amino acids.
AUGAAGUUGAUUGUUAUGGGUUUGGGAUUACUGCAUUUGGCGGUAGCAAUGCCUGCCAUAACUCUCCAAGAUCUGGAGAUGGUCGACGACACCAUGUCAGUGGGAACAAUCGUUCGGGAAACUAGAGCUGCACCCCCUGAUAACUUCCACAAAACGUAUGAAAGCGAAGGCGAUGGUGAAAUUGGUUACUCGCGCAAGAAGACCGGCGGUGGUAAGAAAGGCUACCAGCACUUUGAUUCCUACCACAAGAAGGGGGGAGACAACUACGAACUCGAGACUCAAGACUCGUUUGGACAUGAUGACGAAGGGCAUGACGGCGCUCACAGUCAUCCGCAAAAGAAAACAGAACGAUAUCGCGAGGCAGAGUCAGGCGACGAGGAAGAAAGGGGAAAAGCCGAAAAGACAGACAAGGACCAUGAAGAAUUAAGAGAGGGCGCUGCUGAUGGAAACGGUGGAGUAGAGUCGUAUGGCCACGAUCCCGCUGACUACGUUCUUCCCGAAAAGUACACUUACGGUACCGGCGACGAAUAUAACUUCUAA